AUGAAUGAACAGGGAGAAGGUAUUAGUUCGAAUGAAAUGCCUGACAUUUGCACUAACGUUGAUGCAACUGAAGAUGUGUGCUAUGAUGCUUUAUCACAAAAAUGGGGGAAUCACCAGGGGCACGAGUUAUGGAUUCCUAAAGUUGAUGGCAAUAUUUGUCCAAAGGUUGGUGAAUUCUUUUCAUCGGUUGAUUCCGUAGAAAAUAUGUAUAGGAAAUACGCAGACGUUGCUGGGUUUGAUAUCCGACUGGCCAGCAAAAAAAUGAACUCGUUGGGUGGAGUGCAAACACGUUUUUUUGUUUGUAGCAAGGAGGGUAUUCCAUCCAAAAAGGAAUUUGAUUCUUUAGAAGUUUCAUCGGGUGAGAGGAGAAGACGUAAUACAAAUUUCAAACGUACUGUUUGUAAAGCUUGCCUUAAGGUACACUAUGUCAAAGAGAGUGGCCGGUACGAGGUUUAUCAUUUCAUUGAGGCUCAUAAUCAUAUGCUUUGUCGUUCGGAUGAAAAGUUGUUCACCCGUUCAAGACGCCAACUUGACUACAAGGAUCGUAAAAAUGUUUACCACGCAUCAAGCUCUAAAGUUGGUAUCACUCAAUCACGCAGGAUGCAAUUGGCAAUUAACAGAGGUUUAGUAUCAUCUGGUGGGACAACUAGGGAUCAUAUGAACUUUAGAAGAGACAUUACGCUAUUCAUUGGUAACAAAGAUGCACAAAUGCUAAUAAACAAGAUGAACAAACGGCGGGAACAUUGCCCGGAAUAUUUUUUUGAAUAUGAGUGUGAUGAGAAGGAGUUGAUUGCAAUUUUUUGGGCAGAUGAAACAGCAAGAAUGAAUUACAAACAUUUUGGAGACACCAUAUCAUUUGACGCUACAUUUCAGACAAACAAGCAUGCAAUGAUUUUUGUACCAUUUGUUGCAAUUGACAAUCACAAGAAGUCCGUUGUGGUUGGUGCUUCAUUGAUUAGAAAUGAAUCGAUCGUUAAUUUCACUUGGAUCCGUGAUCAUUUAGCCCAUGGGACCCCGUUCAAAAGCAAGUUCAACAAACUCGUAUGGAAUGUACACAUAAGUCCCGAAAUUUUUGAGGAGAAAUGGAAUGCAUUGAUGGAUGAGUUUGGACUACGGCGUCACUCGUGGUUUGAAGAAAUGUAUGCAAUAAGAGAAUCUUGGAUUCCAGCCUACUUCAAGGACUACCCAAUGUCUGGUCUUAUGAAAACCACUUCCAGGUCUGAGAGUAUUAAUUCAUUUUUUAAUGUUUAUACGAAGUAUUGGAAUGAUCUUGUUUAUUUUCUUAACACUUUCGACGAUGCAAUCGAAAUUCAAAGGAAAGAACAUUGUUCCCUUGAGGUUGCAAGUAGAACUACAAUACCUAAAUUGUUGUCACCGUCCAAAAUUGAAGCGCAAGCAGCAAAAGUGUACACAAAAACAAUGUUUUUUGAGGUGCAAAAGGAAAUGAACAAGGCAAUAUGGUAUUGUGGGGUUGUCGAAGUAAUAGAGGUCGGUGAUAAGAGGAUUUACAGUAUUACACAUAAGAACAAGAAUUCUGAGGUUAAAGCUACGUACAAGGUGGUUCAUGAUGUAAGGGAUGAUUCUUUUGAUUGUAGUUGCAACCAUUUUGUUCGCAAUGGUAUAUAUUUUGUCGCCACGCGUUUAUGGUAUGGUGAAAUGGAUGUUGAGAAACAAGCUUUGAUCAACCAGGCUAUAUCAAUGUUUGAUCUUAUUAUUGGGCGUGUACGGAAUGACAAGGGAGCGUUGACAGAGUUUGUGGAGCGAUUGGAACGAUUGGGUGAUGAAAUUUCGAUGGACAUUCCAAUAUUGACAGGUACUGAGCAGAAGAGAAAUGAUAUUCAGGAGUUCUUAUGUGUUUCCGAACCUGAAUCGGUUGAUGUCUUACCACCAACAGAAAUACGUAAUAAAGGUUGUGGAACCGGAAAGCGUCUUGUUGGUAUGUCAGAGAGGAUAUCCAUGAAUGCAAAGAAGCCGAAAAGAUUGUGUAGAACUUGUGAUAAAAUGGGGUGGCAUGAUUCCCGCAACUGUCCGUCGCAGGGCGAUAGUACCAAAUAA
Messenger RNA from Cynara cardunculus var. scolymus (artichoke), 2055 nucleotides. Its product is annotated as protein FAR1-RELATED SEQUENCE 5-like. NCBI's taxonomy places the organism in Eukaryota, Viridiplantae, Streptophyta, Magnoliopsida, Asterales, Asteraceae. The coding region runs from base 1 to 2055 and encodes 684 amino acids. The record is from RefSeq and is a predicted model, not a curated record. Gene Ontology annotation, biological process: regulation of DNA-templated transcription. The transcript is spliced from 6 exons.